This is a messenger RNA of Phragmites australis (common reed), 2001 nucleotides long. RefSeq lists its product as uncharacterized. NCBI's taxonomy places the organism in Eukaryota, Viridiplantae, Streptophyta, Magnoliopsida, Poales, Poaceae. Gene Ontology annotation, cellular component: U2-type prespliceosome; U1 snRNP. The record is from RefSeq and is a predicted model, not a curated record. Gene Ontology annotation, molecular function: mRNA binding. Gene Ontology annotation, biological process: mRNA splice site recognition. The transcript has 8 exons. Bases 120 to 1178 code for a protein of 352 amino acids.
UAUUCCUGUCGGAUUUGGAUUAUACCACCCCCAAAUCCCAAACCCAACCGUGAAAAGGAAAGGGGAAAAGGAGAAGGAGCAGGCUAGGGUUUCUCGACGGCUCUACCGUGCUCUCCGCCAUGGACGCGCAGCGAGCUCUUCUGGACGAGCUCAUGGGCACAGCCCGCAACCUGACGGAGGAGGAGAAGAAAGGGCACAAGGAGGUGAAGUGGGACGAUCCGGACGUGUGCGGCCCCUUCAUGGCCAGGUUCUGCCCCCACGACCUCUUCAUCAACACCAAGAGCAACCUCGGGCCGUGCUCAAGGAUCCAUGACCCGAAGCUCAAGGAGAGCUUUGAGAAGUCUCCCAGGCACGAUAGUUAUGUGCAAAGGUUUGAGGCAGAGCUUGCGCAACAAUGUGAGAAAUUGGUACUGGAUUUGGAUAGAAAAAUAAGGCGUGGUCGGGAAAGGUUGGCCCACGAUACUGCUAUGCCACUACCAAUCCCUGGCAAAAUUACUGAGCAGCUCUCAGCACGAGAAGAACAGAUCAAGAAGCUGUUGGAGCAAAUAGAGGAGCUUGGUGAGGCUGGUAAAGUGGAUGAAGCUGAGGCACUUAUGCGGAAGGUUGACCUUCUAAACGCUGAAAAGACAGCUUUAGCUAACCAAGCGGACAACAAAGCGGCCAUGCUUGAGAAGAAGAUGGAACUUUGUGAAACAUGUGGGUCAUUCUUAGUUGCCGAUGAUGCUCUUGAGAGAACACAAUCCCACGUGACUGGGAAACAGCACAUUGGUUAUGGUAUGGUUAGAGAUUUUCUGACGGAAUACAAGGCCGCAAAAGAAAAGGCAAAAGAGGAAGAGAGGCUUGCCAGGGAGAAGAAAGCAGAGGAACGUAGGAAACAGAGGGAAAAAGAGUACGAUAGUGGGGGCAGGGAUAAUGAUACCAGAAGAGAGAUGUCUGGGGAGCGUGACUAUGACCGCGAUCGUCACUAUGAGCGAAGUCGCGGAAGAGAAAGGUUGUAUGAUCAUAGAGAUAGAGGAUCAGAGUACAGAAGCAAUUCCUACAGAAACGGGAGGGAUUCUGAAAGAGGCGGAUACAGAUAUAGGAGUGGUGAUAUGACAAAUGAAAGAGGGAGAAUGAGGAGCAGAUCACGUUCUCCAAGCAGGCAUGGCUACGGAAGAUCUAGAAGUCCAGAUCAUUAGCUGAUCAUUUAGAUUGUUUUAUUCCCAGUUGGGACUCAUAAGCUCUGUUUGGAACCCUACAGUCUUCCUUUUACAUGGGAAAAAAAAUCUCAGGUAGGUAUCGUUUGUCCUUCACACAUUUUUUUAGUUCUUGAUAUUCUAUAUGUAUGCUCAAGCUUUGUUUCAACAUUUGGAAUUGAAAAUUAUUGUCUAAAAGCUGAAAAUUAGUACCAUAAGACCAGUAUCAGACAUCAUAUUUGGAUGAAGAUUUUACAGCCUAUGACAGGUAAACUUUGGUCAUCAAUGUGUCAUGUUUGCACCAGUUGCUUCUUUUUAUUCAUAGAACUUCGUGAGAAACCAUUUUUGGUUCAGCUUCAUUGUGAUUAGCCUUACAUCCAAGCUCAGCUCGGCCAUGGAUCAGCUUCAUUAUGCUUCGAUUUUAGCCUUACAUCCAAGCUCAGCUCGGCCAUGGAUCAGUCAAUUUCUGGCAAAAUUUAUGCAUGAUGGUGUCUUUUGUAAUUGUAAAUAUUACGAAGUAGUGUUGUCUUUGGAAAGAAAAAUCAGAAGAAAAGAAAAAACAAUGCAGGAUCUAUGCUACUGGAGGUCUGGUUUUAGUUGUCCACAGCCAUACCCUGCUAAAAAGCACAAGGACUAAUGUUCUUGACGGUUCACUGGACCCUGCCUUUUUUGUUGGACAUUGGACUGCCUCAUGUAGGUCUAGUUUAAAUACGGUUGUUUCUGCUGCAAAAUAUUAUCUAACCUGGUGCUCAGUAACUAAUGUGCUAUUGGAGCAAUUGCAAUGUAUUUUAAACAUGUAAUCGCUAAUAGAUGAGCUGUUAAUUUA